Messenger RNA from Sceloporus undulatus (fence lizard), 1851 nucleotides. RefSeq names its product sorting nexin 24 (gene SNX24). The transcript is spliced from 7 exons. Gene Ontology annotation, molecular function: phosphatidylinositol phosphate binding. Bases 128 to 640 code for a protein of 170 amino acids. The record is from RefSeq and is a predicted model, not a curated record. Lineage: Eukaryota; Metazoa; Chordata; Lepidosauria; Squamata; Phrynosomatidae.
UGUUCCCACCGAGAGGGAGGGAGGGGGUGCCCUGGGCUAGUCCGGGGAUUGGCAGGGGCCGAGGGCUCCUUCCGCCGGAGUGGGCCAGCCUCUGGGGUCCCCCUUCCUCUGCCUCUGCCUGGGGGCCAUGGAGGUCUUCAUCCCCUCCUUCCGCUACGAGGAGAGCGAGCUGGAGAGGGGCUACACGGUCUUUAAAAUAGAGGUACUAACAAAUGGAAGAAAACACUUUGUUGAAAAGAGGUAUAGUGAAUUUCAUGCUCUCCAUAAAAAGCUUAAGAAAUUCAUGAGAACUCCAGAAAUCCCUUCAAAACAUGUGAGGAACUGGGUGCCCAAAGUACUGGAACAACGUCGUCAAGGCUUGGAAGUUUAUUUACAGAGUAUUAUUUCAGAUAAUGAAGAGCUUCCCAAAAUUUUUCUUGACUUCCUCAACGUUCGUCAUUUUCCUUCUCUCCCAAAAGCAGAAAGUUGCGGUUCUUUUGAAGAAACAGAAUCAGAAGAAUCAAGCAAACUGUCCCACCAGCCUGUGCUCCUGUUCCUAAGGGAUCUAUAUGUCUUGCCUGCAGCCAAUGAUGACUUUACAAAUGUAGUUAUUGAAGGUGUUCUUCGUGGAUUGUUUUAUUCUCACCUACAACCCAGGUAGAAAAUGGCUUUCGACAUACAGUAACUAAAGUACAUUCAAAUACUUAGUAAAAUUCAAAACAGUGGGCUCUGGCAACGUGUUUAAUGACGGAACAUUUACUCUUUUAAAAUCAGUGUGUCACUAAUAUUGCUGCUUUAAAAAAAUGAAGAAAAUGGCAACUCUGCUGAAUUUAUCUACUGAACUCUAAAUAUUUAAACCAUGAAACCAGUGACAGUCAUGUACUAAGUACUACAUAAAUAACUUUCAUCAUAUAUUUUAUUUUUAUUUUGGUAAUAAAAUGAUUACACUAAGCCUUUUUUUAGUGUAGCAUCUACUGCUGGCAGUGGGUGCCCAGGACAUUUUAGCAUGUGCAAGACUGAAAAAUGUAAAUGUUAAGGGAAAAAACUGCCAAAACUGGAAAUGUAAUAUAAGCUUAUUGUAUCACUAUUUCUGGUGUCACAUUAUGUCUGCAUUAUCAGGAAUGGAGGAAAAUAUUUUUAUGCCUGAAACUGGGUUCAUAUAUAGCUUUAAUUUACUUCAGAAUUCUGGCCACAAUCCUUGUGCUUCCAGUUAACACCAUAUGCUUCUUUAGCAUCACAUCCCCACUGUUAACAUCCACUGUUCUAGAACAGAAAACAAGUAAUGUGGUUUUAAAAACAAUCUAAUCAUUUCUCAGAGAUCAACUGUCUAAAUGAAACUAAGCAUAUGGGCCAGAAUCCAGUUGGGGAGUUACAUCUUCGUAAGUGAACUGACAUAUGUGGGAUUUAGAACUGAAUUAGAAUUAACAUCCAUAUCCACUAGAGCAAUGGUUCCCAACCUUUGGUCCUUCAAAUGUUUGGACUUCUGCUCCCAUAAUUCCUAUUAGCCACGUUAGCUGAGGCUUCUUGGAUCUGAAGUCCUAAACAAAUGGAGGAGCAAAGGUUGGGAACCACUGCACUAGAGGGCUACUGUUAUGUUCCUAUGCAGCAGAGCCAGCAAAGUGACCAGUGUGCAAUAGGACUGAUGCACAAGGAGCCUGAUCCACAAGAUGCGCAUCACAUCGGUCCCAAUGCCCAUCAGGUACCACUGCACAUUGGGCACUCUUGUAUCUUCACAAUUCACUAACAGGGUUUCUUAGCAUUUCUGCUAUGUAGCAAAGUAUAUGUAAAGUUAUAUAACGUAGAUGCUGAUACAGGAUUUCAGCAAUACUGUAUAAGAUGUUAGAACCCAAAAUAAAACAGUAACAAUAACAA